Molecule: messenger RNA, 1344 nt
Organism: Sodiomyces alkalinus F11
Lineage: Eukaryota; Fungi; Ascomycota; Sordariomycetes; Glomerellales; Plectosphaerellaceae
Exons: 2
Coding region: 74-1255 (393 amino acids)
Biological process (GO): DNA replication
Cellular component (GO): nuclear origin of replication recognition complex
Molecular function (GO): DNA binding
Source: RefSeq, a predicted model, not a curated record
ACUACAUCGAGGAAUCACCACAGACCCUACUCUGCCCUGCCUUUGACCACCAUAUUAUUACAGCCUGGUCAUCAUGAGCCGAUCAAUUGAGCCGAUUCUCUUAUCGCUGAUGCCUACACACAGCUCGGCCUUGCCUCCUCCUGUUGUCGAGUUGGCAGGAUCAUUACUUGCCCAGUCUAGACUUCGUGCCAGCACCCUCAAGACCGAGGAGGAGGUUGCACGGCUCUACGCUUGCUGCCACAUUGCUUGUGAGAGACUCAAAAUCUCCCUGAAUCUCCCUCCGAUCGAACCACGACCCCCAAUCCCCCCACGCAUCUACAAGCGUCUAUACGCGCAUCUCGACAAUAUAUUACCAGCUACCGGAGGGCCCCGUACGCCAGGCAAAAAUGGUACCCCUCGUUCGAGGCUGCGCGACACGCGUGACUCCGGCCGUCCCCUCCCUUCGAGACCGACGCCCGGGAAAGACCAGUCUCUAGCCAUGUUCCGUUCCGCACCCGACACACCCUCAAAAUCCACCGGGAAAGCUGUUCCCCUAACCGUUCCCCUAACCGAGGGAUCCGGCCUCCAUCCGUGGCUCCAACCCACAAUACGCUUCAUAUGCCGAGAGACGGGAUACGUACGAUUCGCCCCGAACAUACUGGCCGGAGUGGAGUCUAUCGUCGCCCCUGGCGGCCGCAGGACUCGCGACGAAUGGGUGCUGGGCAAUCUGACCGCGCUCUGCGGAGUCUUAUACUUCUUGGUCACCCAACAGGUGCUCAAGAUACGGACCGGACAGGAGAUCAACCGCGACACCUACGUCCCCGCACGCAAAGAGGUACUGGGCCUGAUGGCCAAGGCCAGAGAGCAGCAGCUGCCCAUGGCGACCCAGAAAGGGCUCAGCGACGAAGAUGCGUGGGAAGGUUGGCACACGCUCAAAGCCAGGGACUUUGAUGCCGCCGCGGAGGAGAUUACCACCCGUGGCUGCCUGGAGGACGACUGGUUUCGGUGUCUUGGUGAGGUCAUCGCAGCAGCUGACCGCAUUGAUGACGAUGACAAUUCGAGGAGGGAAAAGCGAAGCGGGCUUGGCGGUCAAGAGGGGGGCAUGUCAGCUGUCAAGGUGACAGUACGCCGAGCAGACACCAUGUUCCAAGACAGAUACGACUUUCUAAGUGAGCAGAAGCGCAUAGAAUACCGCAUAUGGAAGGAAGGCAUCACCGGGCGGAUUCGGCAACUGGAGAAAGAUGCUGCUCCUAGACCAAUGGAUGUAGAUACAUGAGGAAUUCGUCCGCACCGUGAAACCAUUCUCACCUGGGAGGGAGGUUUUCAACAACUUGGUUGCAUUCACAGGAUUAAAAGGGCACCCUG